Molecule: messenger RNA, 933 nt
Organism: Eimeria maxima
Lineage: Eukaryota; Apicomplexa; Conoidasida; Eucoccidiorida; Eimeriidae
Exons: 12
Coding region: 1-933 (310 amino acids)
Source: RefSeq, a predicted model, not a curated record
AUGGGUGGAUUAUUUUUUGGGAGGUGGAAGUGGGUAGGGAACGCGUCGGUUUCAGGUGCGCAGUGGUUGGGAUUGUGCCUAGAGGACAGCUGUUUUGUAGGCGCAUGGGGGUUUCCCCAUUUGUACGGUGUUGAUGGAAUGCCGCAAAACUGGGCAUUGGUGAAAGUUCGUCUGUGGAGUGGUUCAGCCCUGAUGUUGGUUGGUAGUGCUUGCGAGGUUUGGUACUGCGAUAUCCAUGGUGACACUAAGGCACUGGCAGUCGAAUAUGUUAUGUUGUGUAGGAAAGGCAGAAGCGUUGUGUUGCGGCUAGCCAUUUCCGUGGGUUGUGGUUCGGACACUGAUUGUGAAGGAUUUGAAUUGUGGCAGCACGUGUGGGAGGCUGGGUUAUGGAAUGCAGAGCGAUGUGCGUGUGGCGAUCUCAGCGGUGUGGCAUCAUUAGUUGUGUUAGUUCUCAGCCUACGAAGCGCUUUGACGUUAGACUACGCCAUUGGUCUAGAUAUCCUGGAUACGUUUCCAAUUUUAGGAAACUGGAUGGUGAUGUGUGGAUUAUUUUUUGGGAGGUGGAAGUGGGGAACAGCCAUGGUGUCGGAGUUUUGCGCCACGUGUGAUGGCGAUUGUCAGGGAGACGCGCAGGAUAUGACUUGCAGCAGCGCAUACAUGGUCGACCGUUUUUGUUGGGGUGCGUUGCGGCAGGCGAUGUGGUGGGUAGUGUUUGGGACGGGUAUCACUGUGACAUUCAUGUUGGCAAUUGAGCAGUGGCGCGAUGGAGAUAAGGAAUAUGUUACAGUUGCAUAUUCUGUAUAUAGUCUGUUUCGAAGAUUGACUAUGGGUAUUGCGUAUGAUGAUGGAGGCGAUUGUGAAGGAUUUGAAUUGUGGCAGCACAUGUGGGAGGCUGGGUUUUGGAAUGCAGCCGGCGAUGGUUGGAGUGACUGA